AUUCAAAAAUGGCACAAUUUCUCGAUAUUCAAUAAGAGUACAUUUUUUAUGUAGAAAACCCUAAACUUUCAAAUUCUAAAACUGAAUUUCAAAAAUAGAAUCGCACAAAAAUUUUGGCGCUAAAAUAACCUGACUCUAGAAACCGCUGGUAAAAUAUUGCACACUUUUAUCGGGACACCCUGUAUAGAAAAAUGUACAUUGAUAACAACCACGCAAUUCCAGUAAUUGGUCACUUGUUCUGACUAUUAUUGAAUCUUGACUAGAAUCAUGAUCCAGUCGGCAGCCACUUUGGACCUCAUUUUGGUCCUCAGAAUAUAAAAAAGUAUAUUGAAAUUAAUUUAUGUCGUAAAUUUUGAAGGUUUUCAUUUACCUCCAAAGUUUGCUAAUAAAAUCAAAAUACUGUUCUGGCUAUGACAACUGUGGAUGUAAAAUUUUUAAAACUGUCACAAAUUUGUAAAUCAGGUACCAAUUACCAGCAAGUAUAGGAUUAUAUUCAAAUCUUUCCCAAUAAUAUGAGAUUUGUCAAGCUACCUGGUAGUAUCUGAACUACUGGCAUAUUUACAAAACCUACAUCAUACAAAGAACAAUCGAUUACUAAUUUUAAUAUUCCUGUCCAAUAUUGUCAUUGCGGGAGAGAAUGAAUACCUAUUUUGUACAGAGAAGUUGUUUCUGGAUCCGCCCCUGGACUGGACCUGUCAAGGUAGGAACUCCCUGUGACGUCACAGCCCUCUACUGUUUUCCCUUAUAUAACCUUAAGCUUGAUUUUUAUUUAAAAUUUCCACUUCAAGUUUUAAAAAGAAGUGAAAGUGAUUUGUCUCAAUAACAAGACAUGUCAAGAGAUAUGCAUUCAAUAGAACAUAUGCAGUCGCUUUAGAGAACAAUUGCGCCUUCAAAAUCCCAAAACAUGCUAAUGAAAGUACUUGAUGAAAUUUGUUUACUUCUAGAAACCUACAAGGGCAGGGAUAAGAUUUUACGUACAUUAUGCUAUACCACUAGAUUAAUUGGUGGAUUACAAGAAAACCAAGAGAUUGCUAAGAAGCUACUUCGCUUCAGUUCAGUAAUGUCUGAUACUAGAGCUACAUUACGUUUAUUAGAUGAUCUACCCAUGUUGCAGUAUAAUAUUCAAUAUGGCUUUGGUUCACAGGAGCCAGAUAAAUUCAUGGCACAACUGGGAGUCUUGACAAACGUGAUUGAUCAAGUGUAUUUCCCAAUAGAGAAAAUGGCUUGGCUGGCAGAACAUAAUUUGAUAUCAGGAGUAAACAACUCUAAAUGGGACACUGCCAGCUCAAUUUGUUGGGUACUAUCUAUUUAUCUGACACUCACAAAAUGAAUGGUCUUUAGAAUAGGUAUAAUCGACCUAAACACCACCGACACAAACGUUUACCGGUAUACAGGAGUAACUGCUCGCAAUAGAGAAAUUGCCAAUUCGACGAGACAACAAAAUACAAGUCGGAACUCGAAAACCAGAGUGCCUACUCAAGUAUUUCAUUGGCACUUGAGUAGGCUCUCCGUUUCUCGACAAAUAUUUUAUGCAUAUCAAAACCGAGUAUGCUCUCGCUAACAGGAGUAGUUACUCGCUACAAUAUGGAGUCGCUACUUCUGAUAACCCACUCGCCUUUAUGCAUAUCACCCAUUGGAAACAAGCUGCCACUGUAGUUGGUCUGUAAUCAAAUUUGAAUUGCUAACGCUGUACGAAUUUUGUCUUUGCAAAUUAUGUUACAAUUUCUUACAUGGCUUUCUGAGCUUAGUUUGUCAUUCUCACAUAACACCAAAUUCGGGAUUUAUUUAUAACUGCUUUCAAUUUAAGUUAGUAUUAUCCUUAGAAUUAAAAGUUAUUUCCAUUUUGAAUACCUCUUUGCUUAUUGAAAAAGUGGACAUUUGAAUUUGUGAUUGCAGGACAUUGAGAUACAUUGCAGUUUUGCGCAAACAUGAAAAGUGUGUUAAAAUAGACCCAAGGUAAAUACUUAUUUGUUCAAGCCAUCAUCUUUUGACUCUAAUUUUGUUUACAGAAUUCCAAAUGAUAAAAUUCUUAAAAUGAUGUAUUAUGAAAUUUUAACUGCAACAAGGCUAGCCAUAGAUUUUAUUCAUGCUGUAAACACACUACCACCAGGAUUUUUGUGGGCUUCCAAACUCA
This is a messenger RNA of Acanthoscelides obtectus, 2134 nucleotides long. NCBI's taxonomy places the organism in Eukaryota, Metazoa, Arthropoda, Insecta, Coleoptera, Chrysomelidae. The record is from the annotation of a GenBank genome assembly.